Aspergillus thermomutatus is the source of this 1374-nucleotide messenger RNA. RefSeq lists its product as uncharacterized. The record is from RefSeq and is a predicted model, not a curated record. The transcript has a single exon. Bases 1 to 1374 code for a protein of 457 amino acids. NCBI's taxonomy places the organism in Eukaryota, Fungi, Ascomycota, Eurotiomycetes, Eurotiales, Aspergillaceae. Gene Ontology annotation, molecular function: hydrolase activity, acting on carbon-nitrogen (but not peptide) bonds.
AUGGGGUCCACCAUAGAGCUGGGCGAUGUCCCUCCAAUCUACAAGAUCGACUUCUCUCUCCCCCCAGCAGAGCGAUACGUUCAAGUCGCCAAGAAGCAUCGCAACGAGCUCAUAUCGCUCACCACCCUAUUUGAUGGCUUGGUUGAGAGCAUCGCACCCGAUAUAUCGCUGCAGUGGGUCAAGCGCGUUGCGCGCUUGUUCUUCCGUCGGUUGUAUUCCGGGGAGGAAACAGAGGAGAUCCGCGGUAUCAGCCAGGCCACCGGGAUCGAGAUGUAUCUGAUUGUCUCGCUGAAUGUUCUCCUUGACGUAUUGAUGGGUUGCACGAGUGGCGCGGCGCGGUCACGGGGCAAAGACACGACGCCUCGCAUGCUUCAUUUUCGCACGCUGGACUGGGGGAUGGAUGCGUUGCGGCGGGUGCUUGUGCAGUUUGAGUAUGUCCGCGGUCCGGAUUAUGAUACAGUACUGGCGACGAAUAUCACCUACGUUGGGUUUGUGGGCGUGUUGACCGGUGUCAGGGAGGGGCUGAGCGUUUCGUUGAAUUUUCGACCGAAUCACGAUUCGAGCGGGUGGUUGGGUGAUUUGCGCUUCUAUGGCAGCCAUAUUCUAGUUAUGCUUGGCUUGAGGAGAUCCGUUUCGUCAAUGCUGAGGCAGUAUAUCAUUCCGGGGGACACCCCACGGGAGACUUGGCUUGGUCGCACUCUGGCCGCAUUGGUCAAGGAGAGACGUCAGACUGUUGAAAAACCUACACUGCGCAGUAUCUGUCAGGAGAUGAUGCGCACCCCAUCCACAGCAGCGUAUCUGGUUCUGUGUGACGGCGCAGAAGCCACUGUGAUUGAAAAGGAUCAUCGGACUGCAGUGAUGGACUCCAGUCCAUCCUUCAUCGUUGCAACAAAUAGCGAUAUUCUCGGUCCUGAGCUUCUUUCGAACGACAAAGCCACCGAUGUACCCUUUGGCGCAGCGCUGGGCUCUGGAGAGGCCAUCACACUGGCCGAGUUCAUCCAAGAUAGUAAGGAGCGAAGAGCAUGCAUGCAAGCGCACUGGGACAAAAAGGUGGUGCAGGCUGGAAGGUCGGCUCACGGUCGGAAGCGGACCAGCCCAGCUGCACGUCAUGAUCCUUUGCGUCGCACACGCUCCUCUAGAAGUCGAGCAGCACAUUGCCCAGUCGGUUCGGGAGCUAUCUCUGUGGGUAAAGAGAACGCAGAGGCAUCUGAGAUCUAUGAGGUCACCGCAACGCCUAAGGAAAUAAUACAAUGGACGGCAACAUAUCCAACAACGAACGAGAUGACACAUUUCGCAGCAGUCAUGGAUCCAACAAGUGGAAAGGUCAUCUGGAUUCAGAGGUUCCGCGAUCCUCUCAUUUUUGAGGAGAUGUGA